UACGACUCGUACCUAUUUAGUAGUUAGUAUAGCAGUGUCAUCCAAACAAAAUGAUCGUCGAAAUUAUAGUCUUCCUUUUGACUGCCAUCCUUGCGUAUUUCCUGUACCUGUACAAAUGGGUUCACCACUAUUUCGACAAAAGGGGAAUAAAGUAUUUGCCCGGGGUACCGAUUUUUGGAAACAUUUUGAACUCCACGUUCCUGAGGAAUCAUCUGUUUGAUGAUCUGGAUAGGGUGUAUCAAGCAUUUCCAGGAGAGAGAUAUGUGGGCUACAUAGAGGGCACAAUGCCGAUUCUAAUAAUACGAGAUCCGGAGCUGAUAAAGUCCAUCACGAUUAAGGACUUCGAUCACUUUGUGGACCACAAGGAGUUUUUCUCUGAGGAGGUGGAGCCGCUGUUUGGAGGCAGUUUGAUUAUGAUGAAAGGUGAAAGAUGGCACGAUAUGCGCACUACAUUGAGCCCCGCCUUCACCGGCUCAAAGAUGAGGAAGAUGCUGCCGUUUAUGACGGAGAUCAGCAGCAACAUCGUUAACCAUUUGAAAGGGCGUAUCGAUGAAGACAUCGACGUUGAGGAUCUGAUUCGUCGCUACACGAGUGACGUCAUCGCAUCUGCGGCGUUCGGGUUGCAAGUCGAUUCGGUGAAGGACAAGGAAAACAAGUUCUACAAGGCAGGCCAGAAUCUGUUCAAUUUCAACGCCUGGCAACGAUUUUUGUUCUUCUUCACUGCAGUGUUCCCUAACUUGUCAAAGAAAAUCGGCAUCCAGAUAUUUCCCGCUGAAACAACGGACUUCUUCAACCACCUUGUGUCCAGUACAAUGGAACACCGAGAAAAGAACAAAAUAGAAAGGCCCGACAUGAUACAGCUGCUGAUGGAGGCUUCCAGAGGUGCAUUGAAGGCAGACAACGAUGCAGGCGAUACUACCAGCUCUCCUACUGACGACUCCUUCAAACCGAAAACAGUACAAAGACAGUGGACUCAAACUGAACUAGCGGGUCAAGUGUUUAUUUUCUUCGUCGCCGGUUACGAAAGCUCCGCUACUGCCCUAGUAAUGUGCGUCCACGAACUCGCCCUCAAUCCUGAUAUACAGGAGAAAUUGUACCAGGAGAUCAUACGCUUCAAGGAGGAACACGAACAAUUAACUUAUGAAAAUAUUUCCACGUUGAAAUACUUGGAUGGUGUGUUGAACGAAACGCAGAGGAAAUGGGCUGCGGCUCUUAUAAUGGACAGGGUUUGCAAUAAGCCUUAUGUACUACCCCCGCCCAGGGAAGGAGGGAAGCCAGUGCACUUAAAGCCAGGUGACAUUGUUUACAACCUAGUGAAUUCCAUUCAAAUGGACCCGCAGUAUCACCCCAACCCGACCAAGUUUGACCCGGAAAGGUUCAGUGAUGAGAACAAGCACAACAUGAAACCUUUCACCUAUAUGCCCUUCGGAAUGGGACCUCGGAAUUGCAUUGCCUCGAGGUUUGCCCUAAUGGAACUGAAAGUCAUAAUCUUCGAUAUGGUUUAUAACUUUAGGAUCGUGAAAUGCUCAAAGACCACCGAUCCAAUUGAGCUGAAACCACACCCCUUUAACAUUCAACCCAAAAAUGGAUCCUGGGUGGGAUUGGAACUCAGGGCUUAAGAUCUGCUUUGGUG
This is a messenger RNA of Pararge aegeria (speckled wood butterfly), 1633 nucleotides long. RefSeq names its product probable cytochrome P450 9f2 (gene Cyp9g3). Gene Ontology annotation, molecular function: iron ion binding; oxidoreductase activity, acting on paired donors, with incorporation or reduction of molecular oxygen; heme binding. NCBI's taxonomy places the organism in Eukaryota, Metazoa, Arthropoda, Insecta, Lepidoptera, Nymphalidae. The record is from RefSeq and is a predicted model, not a curated record. The transcript is spliced from 10 exons. The coding region runs from base 51 to 1619 and encodes 522 amino acids.